AUGAUUACAGAAGAUAAUGUUAAUACGGCUCGAUCAAUAGCACUUAAAUGUGGUAUUAUAUCAUCGAAUGAUGAUUAUCUAAUACUCGAAGGAAAAGAAUUUAAUCAACGCAUAAGAUCAAGACCAGAUGGAAAAGCAAAGACAAAUUUUGAAAAAAUUUUCUGUGUUUUUUUAUUUUUAAUUGAAGUUGAACCAAAUUUACGUAUAUUAGCUCGUUCAUCACCACAAGAUAAAUAUGUACUUGUGAGAGGUAUUAUGGCAUCAAAAAUCAAAUCAACACGUGAAGUUGUUACUGUUGCUGGUUUUGAAAGCAGCUGA
Molecule: messenger RNA, 318 nt
Organism: Rotaria sordida
Lineage: Eukaryota; Metazoa; Rotifera; Eurotatoria; Philodinida; Philodinidae
Source: the annotation of a GenBank genome assembly